Molecule: messenger RNA, 1209 nt
Organism: Baudoinia panamericana UAMH 10762
Lineage: Eukaryota; Fungi; Ascomycota; Dothideomycetes; Mycosphaerellales; Teratosphaeriaceae
Exons: 1
Coding region: 232-1053 (273 amino acids)
Source: RefSeq, a predicted model, not a curated record
CUGCGCUAAUCGUCAUAUGACCAACAGUACGAAUGCAACAUCCGUGCGAGAACAGAUGUGAACGGUGAGCGGGUUUGCCGCCCUUUACGGCACAGCAGCGCUUAGUCCCCCAUCUCCUGCAAGGCCACCAUACCGAGCGCCAAAAGCCGAUGCACGAUAUACUUAGGUCAAGUGCUUGUAUCAUCUUGAGUGCCAUGGCGGCGAAGCAGCGCAUACGUUGUUCCAUCUCGAAUGCGGCGUAGUCGAAGCAGACGGUCAAAUGGACAAACGCUCGCCUUAUGCGACAUCUUGUCUGAGACCAUCCAUCGCUACUGUCCUCACUCUCUGACGCCCUUUGUCUUGUCAGUGUUUUCGUCUGCUGGCUCAGACAAGAUGCGUUUCGUUCUCUCGGUCUCAGUAGCCUUCGCCGCGCUUCGUUCCGCAACGGCCGCCUUCUAUGUGCCAGCCAUUGGCGACAACGGCUUGCAGCAGAUUCUCAAGCAUGUACCAAUCACGAUAACGAGCACCACGACCGUCACGAGGACAAUGGCCUAUGCUUCGGCAGUAACGAAAGGACCGCCAUUGCGUUUCAGCAGGCACGGCGAUGUUGUGGAGGUCGAGACGGGGGUGCCUAUAGCCUCCGCAGCCACCACCCAGGCACCCCAGAGCUGCGCAGCUGCGCCAAGGGAUGCUCGUAAACAGGAGAGUAGCCUCACGGAUCAGACGGCUUCCUGUGAUUGGACGACGUGGAUUUGGUCUCGCUUGUUGUACAGAUGCACUAUUUCAGCUGGAAGCUGGUCCGUCAGCCCUACGUCUUUUCCUGGUACUGCGCUCAUGCUGACAGUGAUGCUUAGUUGCCGCCUUGACCGUGCCGAGGUCGUGGCCGUCCACAGAUCGGACGGCAAAUCAGUCGGUUCCAGUGUUCAGGACUUGACCGAACGGCGCGCUUGCAGUCUCGAACCUGGCAGGACUGUGCCUUGCCACUUCAGGGGCGACACUCCCAUCUUCGAGUUCGACGCGGAAGAGGACAGAAGGCCGCAGGUGCAUGAGGUCGACCUAGAGAGGUCUGUGUAGUUGACGGUUCUGCAUGCUCAGUGCUUGGCGCAUGUAUUUCUGCAAACCCUACUGGCCUCAGUGGUAGACGAUACUGUUGCCCAUUCCGGGACCGUAAUGAUCGCCAAGGUGCACACAUGGAUUGCUGGAGCGCGGAGGCUUGGCUCCCAUGUCGUC